UCGACAGUAACAUGGAAGACCAUCCUGGACUGAGAUUUACAGCGAGCAGAGAAUAACUGCUGAAUGAUCCAUUAACCUGCCUAACCUAAUACAUUUAACUCGUUUAUUUCUUAAGAAAGGUGUUUUUGUGAGGUAAUGAGGAUGCUGGGCAUGUACGUGCCGGACAGAUUCGUGCUGAAGUCCUCUAAAGUUCAGGACGGGAUGGGGUUGUACACUGCCAGAGCAGUCCAGAAGGGCGAGAAGUUUGGUCCAUUUGCAGGUGAGAAGCGGAUGCUGAGUGAUUUGGAUGAAAGCAUGGAUCCAAGACUGAUGUGGGAGGUUCGAGGGAAUAAAGGUGACGUAAUGUAUAUUCUUGAUGCCAGUAAUCCUCGUCAUGCCAACUGGCUCCGCUUCGUCCAUCAGGCCCCCUCACAGGAGCAGAAGAACCUGGCUGCCAUUCAGGAUGGAGAGAAUAUUUUCUAUCUGGCUGUGGAUGACAUUGAGAUGGAUACAGAGCUUCUGAUUGGUUACCUGGACAGUGACAUGGAAGAGGAAGAAGAGGAUGAUGAGGAAGAUGAGGACUUCAAAGAUGAAAAUGAGAACAGUAAAGACACCAAACACCUCAGCACAGAAACAGAGUUGGUGAUCAAGAAGGAAGAUUACCCAUGUCUACUGUGUGAGAGCAGUUUCCCUGGUGAAGACGUGCUAGCUGAACAUCUACAGAGUCUUCAUCACAGAGGAAGUGCCGGAGACAAAGAGUUUAAAUGCCGUUCAUGUGGAAAAGAGUUUCCUGUCAAACAGGCCCUGCAACGGCAGUCAGUACCACACACACACAUACAGUUCAUUAGUGUUUCAUGUGUAGUAAUGCUGAAGUAUUGUUGUUUGUUUUGUAGUGUUCUUCACUGUACUGAGAGCUUGGCUUCAUCAAUAGACCCUUCAAAAGCUCAUCAGUGUGCUCUGUGUCACAGCACCUUCUCUUCAGAGUCCAGUUUUGAGCAGCAUAAAGAGGCGUGUAAAGGAGAUGACCGGUUCAUCUGUAAGGCUGAGAGCUGUGGCAAAAGAUUCAAGAGUAAAGAUGUCCUGAAGAAACACAAAGUCAACGUACACACAGGGAGUGCUCGCAGGAAGUUGAUAUGCACUAUCUGUAAUAAGAAGUGCUCAUCCUCACUCAACCUGCAGGAGCAUCGCAAGGUUCAUGAGAUAUUUGACUGUACUGCCUGCAAUAAAAAGUUCAUCUCCACGAAUCAACUGAAGCGACACAUGAUCACACACUCUGAAAAGCGUCCAUACACCUGUGAGAUCUGCAGCCGAAGUUUCAAGCGUCUGGAUCAGGCCACGGCCCAUAAGAUCAUCCACAGUGAAGACAAACCGUACAAGUGUAAGCUGUGCUGGAAAGAGUUCGCCCAUCGGAACGUCUACAAGAACCAUAAGAAGACCCAUUCCGAGGAGAGGCCGUUCCAGUGUGAGGAGUGUAAAGCCCUGUUCCGCACCCCAUUCUCCUUACAGCGCCAUCUCCUCAUUCAUAACAGUGAGAGAACGUUUAAGUGCGACCACUGUGACGCCACCUUCAAGCGUAAGGACACGCUCAAUGUGCACAUUCAGGUGGUACAUGACGGACACAAGAAGUACAAGUGUGACCUGUGUGAAAAGGCCUUUGUCACGCCCUCUGUACUCAAGAGCCACAAGAAGACCCAUACAGGAGAGAAGGAGAAGAUCUGCCCAUACUGUGGUCAGAAGUUUGCCAGUAACGGGACUCUGAGAGUGCACAUCCGCAGCCACACAGGGGAGCGACCGUAUCAGUGUCCAUACUGUGACAAGGCCUUCAGCAAGAACGACGGCCUUAAAAUGCAUAUACGUACGCACACUCGGGAAAAACCUUAUAAAUGCAGCGAGUGCAACAAGGCCUUUAGUCAGAAACGCGGCCUGGACGAACAUAUGCGCACACACACCGGAGAGAAACCCUUCCAGUGUGACGUGUGCGACCUGUCGUUCAGUCUGAAGAAGAUGUUGAUCAGACACAAGCUGACCCAUAACCCAAACAGACCCAUGGCUGAAUGCUCACUGUGCCACAAGAAAUUCACCCGCAAUGACUACCUCAAAGUCCAUAUGGAGAAUGUCCACGGAGAGACAGAAGGAUAGGAAAUCAUACACAAUAACCGCACAUACAGUAUUUACAGUCGCACACGUUCAAAUCAUGUCUGCAACAGCUAUACAAAGGAUGCAUACAUAGAGUUAGUAUAUACAACACAGAUUUACAAGCACAUUGAUAUACUUUCACAAAUGUGCUCAUUGCACACACUCUAAUUCCAUUCCAAAGAUCUGCAUUAUCCACAUGUAUGGAAAGCAUGAAAAUGUGCAAUUGUACAGAGAUUUACAAACAAAGUAUAUCCAUUAUAUUGCUACAUUUCCUUUUUCUAUAAUGUCUGUUAUUCAUAGUUUUUAAUAAAUGUUGCGUGACCAAAGACCAUGUUUUGUGAAUUUUCUACAACCUUGUUUGUUGUUUUUAAAUGUUGUUUGCAUUUAACUGUAUAAUUCAAUAUUUAUCAUGUUAUAUUUGAAGUACAGUAUUACUUAAGGUU
This is a messenger RNA of Myxocyprinus asiaticus (Chinese sucker), 2558 nucleotides long. Its product is annotated as PR domain zinc finger protein 5-like. The record is from RefSeq and is a predicted model, not a curated record. Gene Ontology annotation, molecular function: protein binding; transcription cis-regulatory region binding. Bases 136 to 2118 code for a protein of 660 amino acids. The transcript is spliced from 15 exons. Lineage: Eukaryota; Metazoa; Chordata; Actinopteri; Cypriniformes; Catostomidae.